Colletotrichum destructivum is the source of this 2517-nucleotide messenger RNA. RefSeq lists its product as uncharacterized. Lineage: Eukaryota; Fungi; Ascomycota; Sordariomycetes; Glomerellales; Glomerellaceae. The record is from RefSeq and is a predicted model, not a curated record. The transcript has 2 exons. The coding region runs from base 1 to 2517 and encodes 838 amino acids.
AUGAUGCGGAGAAUUCUCUGCUGCACCGACGUCCUCCCACAAGAAACGGAGGCAAAUGCGGACGCAAAAGUGAACGAGACGGUCCGAGGCACCAAGCGAGCGCCGAUCGAACUGAUACAAUUGCCCCCUCCCGCCAAGCUGUCUGGUGGCAAUUACAACUUCGAAUCAUGGCUUGCUAGAAACGGCUCCGGUUCCAUUGCGUCGUCCUCUCGCUCCAACGUGCGAUCUCCAGAGUUGGACUUCAUUCCGGACCCGACCUCGGUCGAAUACGUAUCGGACCCCGAGGAUGAGAUCCAGGAAGUGGUCAGUACACGCAAUUGGAGGCGAAUCAGCCGAAGUCUCUCCCAAGACAGUAGCAAGGGCUCCCAAGACCCUGACGAUGAGCGCCGUUUUUCCAUCCCCAGCGUUAAUCGCCCCUCCUCCGCCCCUCGCUCUAAGGAUCAGAAGGGUGACGAGAAGCCGCCUCCCUUUGAUCAGGCCGCCUAUUUCCAGGCCGUUAGAUCAAACAACAAGAGACGACUUCAGGCCGAAGUCGAAAGCGAAAACAGUUCUCGAUCAGUCUCCACGCGCGCAAGUAACAGAUUUCGCGAGCUGGAGACGGUUGAGGAGGAUCCGAGUGACCACCGAGAUGAGCUCCCAGGCGGACCGCGGGACCGGAUAGAGACUGCCAUGUCCACUGGAAUCUCCGCGCUCAAGGUUCCCCGCCAACCGACUCGACCUCCCACAGCUAGGCUCUCGAACCAAGGUCUCAAGGUUGAUCCAGCCGACAUUAUCUUGGGAGACCGUCGCCGCAGCAGUUGCCCUAAGAUUGAGUCCAUAUCCAAGGUGGUGGCAUCGCAACUCGUCAUUCGUGAGCGGGGCUCCUUGCCCUUGAUGCCUCCGGCCCCAGUACUCGUUGCUCAGCAGGACAAUAGCAACCAGGACGACGAAUCAUUCAAGACCUGGCGUCUCUCUCAAAGCAUUCCCCAGUGCGAUAGCCAAGCUACUCUUAUAGUUCGGCCUCUAAACGUCUCGAGCACGAAUGAUCACAGCGUCGUCGUUGUCGAUACCAAAAGUGGAACCGAACCUCAAGACCAGCCCGGCACAGUAGACAACACUGGCACCACUGACACCAGGGGAAAGGCUCGCAACCAUGAGCAGCCCGAGAUCGCGGUCGUUUCCAAGCUCGUCAACGCCCCCAUCCGGCCUCUUACUGCGGACUCUGCACAGUCUCAUGACGGCAGUAGUUGGGAGACCUGGCUACUAGCCGAGAAGCUUACGUCCCAAGACCCUCCCGUAUCCGUCCGAGAAGCAUCUGAGACAAACGCCGAGAGUGCAUCUUCAAUCGCCGGUGGCGGUCCCACAGAGAUGUCUGACAACAAGCGCGACGCGGUCAACAUGACGAUGAGUCCGAUGAGUUUGAGUUGCCCAACCAAUCCUGGUGGCUCGAAUGCGACCCUUUCCGUUGACAGAACUGACGCUUCCUCCGUGGCCUUUGGGGAUUUACCAUCGACAUUUCGCACGGAGGGCAAGAUUACUUCAGCCGUUGCAGACUCUGCUGCAGAAACCGUACUGCAGUAUCCUUCAUCUUCGGUGUAUUCCUCGAUGCAGAAUACGCGCCCGCCCUCGCCCAUGUGCUCAAAAGACGCAAGUGGUUGUGGAGAAGAUAAUACCAGUUUCGUCGAGAGUCUGAUUGAUCUCAAUCUUGCCCAGUUCGAGACGUUCAACGACCUCCAGGAACAACGGUCAGAUGAGAGCUACCGCACCGCUCCUGACCGGAAUUCCGACCUGGUUGUCCCCUCCAUCGUUCUGCCCACCGAGGAUGCCCCUUGCAACGAGAUACCUGAUGCACCGGGGAAAUAUCGUUACAAAGUUCAGUUGAUAACGAAUCAGUUUGGCGCCAAGUCUAACGAGUUGCCCUCACUGUCGGCCAGCGAUAUCCAGACGGGAACGAAGAUUGUACAGCACGAUACUGCUAACAGCGCGCCCAGUCGCAAGUCUUCCUUCCUACAAGUCUUGCGUAUUGGCAUAGGAAGCGGCCUAAAGAGCCACGGGAAGUCGCAGAGUCAGCCUUCAGAGCUCACGCAGCUGGACUAUUCGUCGGCAUCGCACAAGAGACCUCAGGCCAACGGGCACGCCAAGACGCUGUCGAAUCUCAGUGCCGAAUCUUACAUGCAACCGAAUGUACAAGCUGCAGAGUUCAUAGCACCCAAGUUGACGGAGAGCGCAACGACAGUCUGGAAGCGAGCCAUACAAGUUGAACACGACCAGCGCGAGGCCAGGUUGAAUGCAGGCUCCAAAAAGACUACAGUCUCAGGGCACAUGAUCAGCGAUGAAGCUCAUCAUGUCAUGAAUAAUGAGGUGCCCUCUAGGCGCGACAAGCUGAAGUUUCACAGUCUGGAAGCUUCGGCACAGCUUGACCAGUCAGCUAAGUCUCAGCAAACAGACCAGCCGCACUCAAUCCCAAGAAAACCUUCGACCGUCAUUGUUUCACAAAAGACGGAGGAGGGUCAUGGAGCUUCGGGUAGUGCCAACUAG